AUGGAAUAUUGUAAAGAACAUUAUACACGUAGCAAACUAAAUCCUACGGAAAUUCAAAAAAUAAAAAAUAAUGAAUUCACCUUAAUUUUCAUUAUUAAUAAUGAUUAUUCAAUUAGUAAUAUUGGUGAUAAGGAAUCACUAAUUGAGCAUGUCAAUACUAUGAGAGAAGACAUCAAAUACAUAGAACUUUAUGAUUUAAAGACAAACCAAUUAGUAAAUACCUUUCAGAGACAGAAUUUAUCGUUAUUUAAAUCAAUAUUAUAUGAACUUCCUAUUCAUUACGCAAUAUCAAACAAUAUAACAAAUUAUUGGCAUAUUUGUCGUAUUCAUUUAAAGGAAUCAAAAUAUAUUCGAUCGAAAGUGGCUUAG
This is a messenger RNA of Dentiscutata erythropus, 369 nucleotides long. The record is from the annotation of a GenBank genome assembly. NCBI's taxonomy places the organism in Eukaryota, Fungi, Glomeromycota, Glomeromycetes, Diversisporales, Gigasporaceae.